This is a messenger RNA of Plenodomus lingam JN3, 1785 nucleotides long. Lineage: Eukaryota; Fungi; Ascomycota; Dothideomycetes; Pleosporales; Leptosphaeriaceae. The record is from RefSeq and is a predicted model, not a curated record.
AUGCCUCCACAACCUUCGAAUUCAUCAACGGGGCUGAACUACUGGUAUGGCAGCAACAGCCUACCGGAUGCGUUGGACGGUGCACCACAGGAAGUCCCAGAGACUCGUCUGAUGCGUCGUGCCUCAGAAACUGUCGUACAAGCGACCGGGACCCAGAGGGAGUGCCAGGCAUACCGACAACUGGCAUCCGAUCAUGGCGACCACCUGCAUCCCUUUGAGCACUUGUUGGACAAUUAUACCGCCGUCAAACCGCCGCCAACCCGCCGUUUUCCAUUGCACCGUCGCCAGCGCAGACCUUUCCACGAUUCUUCCGAAUGGGACGGCGGCCCAGGGCCUCUUCAUCUCGACACCGCCCAGGGGAAUCUUGUGAUUCGUCCGCAGGCACCCUCUGCAGCCGGAAAUCACAAGGCCCCGCUGGCUCCUAAGCAGGGUCUGGGGGGCGCCCUUGUAAACGCGCGGGGACAGCAUCAGUCUCCCAUUGCUGGCACCUAUGCCCUUCGUACGCCUCGUGGCAAGAUAACAUCGAUUGCUUGUGAGAGCUGUCGAAAACGCAAGUCCAAGUGCGAUGGUGUAAGGCCGAAAUGCAAUACAUGCCAGUCCAAAAACCUCGUGUGCGUGUACGAUGUCGCCGAGGACGGUAAGACAACGACGCAGUUACGUGCCCAUGUUCGACGCCUGGUCAAGGAGGCGGAUGAUCUGAAGUCUGUUUUGCUGUCUCUUGCCAUGGCCCCCAAUCGUGCUUCGGCUGCGCUUUGGGCGUCAGAGUUGGAGAAAAACGGGUUCAUCAAUCAUUCGGCGGAUGAGGUGCGAAAGGCACUUGCAGUAAGCUCCCAAUCAGCUCCUUCUCAAGGCGCUUACUCAUACCUACACCAGGAUCCAGCGGGUCCCACACCAGGACUUCCAGAUGGCGACUCUUUUGGCACUCCGACCAGCGAACAUUUCAAUGGGCCCACACAGAACAUCGCCGCCUCGUCAUACGAAGGAUCUUCCCGGGAAGACAGGCAAGCCCAACCCAGUCGGAGUACUGGACAGUCUGCUAACAAUCUUCGAAGUCGGGAACAGAGUCAGGCUGCUAUAAAUUACUGCCCUGAGCCUACAGCUGACGGAGUUGGGCCCAUGGUUCCCCCAACCAUGAGCAUCGAAGCUGCGUCUAGUGCGUCCAGUACGUUGCAAAAGUUCGGAUACGACUGUGCGUAUUAUCGGAGAAUCAAAAGGGAACUCCUGCAAAAUGGCUUCAGUGAAGUUCAAAUCUUUGGUAGAACUGAGAUUGAUGUCGACACGUUGCUCUUGUGCUUUCUGGACCCCCAGGAUGAUCAGCCAGUGUCAACAUGGUGUUCGCGAACAGUGAACAAACUCCUUCCAACGUCGCCUCUUCCAGUGAGAUUGGCUUCUACCUGGGCUCUGACGAAAUUGAUGCGGUAUCUUAUAUGGCCGACGGUAGAGAAUAUGAGGGCGAGCCCAGAUUGGCUGAUGCCACCAUUGGGCGAGCAGCAAACGUCUCCAUACGAUCUGCUCAUCGAUCUCAUCCCGUGGCCUCAGGUACGCCAACUACUAUACGCGCAUCCCCAUGAAUAUCCAAUUGAAAGUAUGAUCGGACUUGUCGGGGUCACGUGGCCGUAUGCCGAUGAUGCAUGCCACUACUGGGAUAUCGAAUCGGGUCAAUCUCGCAUGACACCGUUGUUUGAAAGUACUAUCGCCGACCUGAACAAUUGGACGAUCGACCCGAAAAUUCUUGAGACAAUACCUCAAUUAGAGGGCCACAUUCCAGUCAAGCCGGUAGCGUGA